Molecule: messenger RNA, 2140 nt
Organism: Bombus impatiens (common eastern bumble bee)
Lineage: Eukaryota; Metazoa; Arthropoda; Insecta; Hymenoptera; Apidae
Exons: 3
Coding region: 551-1192 (213 amino acids)
Source: RefSeq, a predicted model, not a curated record
CUCGAUAAAAAUGUUUAUCUUUUAUGGAUAGAGCUGCGAAUUUUUUUCUUUGACUAUUUUUGCAAAUCUCAAUUUCACGCACAUUCAAGUUCUUUCACCUCGCAUCGGAGUUACUACGCUCUACGUUGAUCUAUCUCAAGAGUAAAAAAAGUGAAUGAAUAAAUCCUUCCGAAUUGAAUUAAAAGAGUCUCUAAUUAUGUAAAAAAAGAAAAGGAAGAAAAUGAAAGAUGACGAGGGAAAAGUAAUUAAUGUACAAGCAACUUUCCGGAGAAAUUUUCUUCUCUAAUUUUCUCGACCGAGUCAUCUAUAGAACUGCUCCAGUCUCUUAUUACAUCAUCCAACGCACAGCAUCGCAAAAGAUAACAAUUUCUCGCAUAUUCCCCUUACGCGAUUUUCGUUCCUAAUCAUUUUCCACUUUGAUACGUAACUUUUGAUAGCGUGACUUGUCACGAGUGGCAAAGUUUAAUAUUUCUAAGUGGUUUCCGGCGAAAAAAAAUGUGCAGUUGGACGGUGGCAGGGAGAAAACUAUGUCGAACUGUUUCGUAGCCGAAUGCUCGGACGAGAGUGCACGCGACCCAGCUACGACUUCCGCCUUGGAUCGUCCCCAUUUAAAUGCAUUGUUCCCUUCCAUUUGAGAUGCGUCGCUCGAUGUGACGCUUUAGGAGAUCAAAGAUAUGCGGACAAACGAGGAACGAGGAAACGAAAGUGCCGCGCCGAGCAUCUGUCUGCGCGUGCGCCGGAACUCUGCCAAUACGGUCUAACAAUUUCCAACGGUUCCCGUUCGGCGCAGCUAGGCCACAAGGGUGCACUCGAGGAACUAAUUUUAGUUUUAAGUAAUGGUGGCGCAACACGCGGCCCGGCCAGCCUCGUUACGAUUCCUGGAAGGUCGGUCGAAGUCACGACGACGAAGGAACCCGAGCGAGUCCAAGUGUCGUCUCCGAUCCAUAAACACUCGAGAGAGAAGAAGCUUGUAAAGACCGGUCUAGAGGGACGGUCCAAGGAUGAACGGGGUGGAUGGGGAAGGGUUGCAGCAGGCUGGAAUGGUGCAUCGGUUUUUAGGAUCGUCAUGGGAGAAGAAAAGCUCACGGAGCUUUCGGCGAGAGUUCUCGUGGACGUCGACGAUCGUUGUUUCUACGUUCUAAGGUCUACGUUCGGUGAGUUAGAGCUCCGUAGUUGGAAACCUGUUUCGUAAUCAGACGAUAUUAGAUCGAUAAUACGACGAAUUCUGCAUUGUCCUAUAAACUAUAGUACCUAUAUACAGAAGUACAUUCGUCUGUGUACAACGAUCAUUUAGCUGCUAAAAAUUCAGCAUUUCCAAUGAACUCGUUCUUGUAAAGUAUCCAUGUUUCAUCGUCUGUUACCGUUCGCUCCCAGAAUGCUUCGUAUUGGCAACGAACAGACGAAGCGAAGGACAAAUGGUCAAUCGAUCCGCUAAAUUCCCGUCCGUUAGUUGGUGCAGGACCCAUUGGAAACACAGUAGAACGAAUCCAUUAUACGAAAUACCUCUUAUCGGAACGUUCUAUUAUUUCGAAUAAAAGCGGGGAAAUUCUUCGGGUUUAAUCGACACCAGACACUCUCGUGCCGACGUUGUUCCGUUACGACAACCGAGAAAAACCUAAGAGGGAAAAUAACACGUUCCAUCGCUGCCUCGGCUCAGGCAUAGAGGAGACGACAAGGUUGGUCAAGGAGUGGCGAAGGGCACUUUCGAACUCGGAAGGGUUUAUCGCGUAUAAACGCGACGCUGCGAGGCACUUCCACUCGGCACGUUUACUGCUGUCCAAUAAAAAGAGUCAACGCUCGAUCUGGUAUUGGGGACAUUCUCAAAUGAGAUCGUAAUUCUCGUCCCCUCGCUACCCUCUCGGAGACACGUCGAAACGGCUUCUACGAUUAUCGCGAGAAUCUUACGCAGGUUGCAAGCAGGUUUUUAAAAUAGUACAAAUUAUAAUUGCUUGUAUAUUUUUGUUUCGCUCGUCUUCCGGCUUUACGAUGAUUUCCGCUCACAGAACCGCUUUACACAAAACGGAACUAAACAUUAAUGCUGAAACUUUGAGACUCGGCGCCUUCGAAGGACUCGACAUUCGGGCAAGGCCAUUAAUGACCGUUCUGUGAAACGACGUGAUAAUUCCAUGAAAUAUCAAGU